GGGGGGGGGUUAUCCCGGGUCAGAGCGGCGCUUCCCGGCUGGUCCCCGCUGUCCCGGGAUAGAACCGGGAGUGGUCCCCGGUGGGCACCUCGGGGAGAGUCCCCGGUGUCCGGGGAUCCCGGAACAGAACCGGGGAGGGGUCUCCCCUCUAUCCCGGGGAGGGGGGUCCCGGCUGAUCCCCGCUGUCCCGGGGGUGUCCCCGCUGUCCCGGGUGGCGCUGAGGGGACAGGCCCGGGGCGGGGCGCGGUGUCCGGGCGGUCCCGGUGAGUCACGGUGCCCCCCCCGCGCCCCCCGGCCCGGCCCGCCCCCGCCGUGCCUAUCCCGGGCCGGACCGCGCCCCGCCACUGCCCGCGGCGCACCGAGCACCGAGCACCGGCACCGAGCCCCGCACGCAGGAUUUUGGCAGCCCCCCCGCAGGAUGCCGUCGCAGCUGGAGCACGCCAUGGAGACGCUGAUGUUCACCUUCCACAAGUACGCGGGGGACAAGGAGCACCUGGCCAAGGAGGACCUCAGGGCGCUCAUGGACAAGGAGUUCCCGGGGUUCCUGGAGAACCAGCGGGACCCCCAGGCCCUGGAGCGGAUCCUGCGGGACGUGGAGCAGAGCCGCGAUGGCCGCGUUGGCUUCCAGGGCUUCUUCUCGCUGGUGGCCGGGCUGACCAUCGCCUGCAACGACUACUUCGUGCAGCACAUGAAGCAGCGCGGCCGCCGCUGAGCCCCCCACCCAUGGGUGCCCCCCGCCCACCUUGGGGUGCCACCCCAAACCCGCCUUGGGUCCUGUCCCAGCCCUAAAUGUGUGCCCUGAUCCCCCUUUGGGGUCCUGACCCCCCCUGAAGGUUCUGAACCCUCCUGAGGGGCUGAGACCCCCCCCCCCCCCGGGGGGAUUGAGCCCCCCACCCAUGGGUGCCCCCCACCCACCUUGGGGUGUCACCCCAAACUCAGCUUGGGUCCUGUCCCAGCCCUAAAUGUGUGCCUCGAUCCCGCUUUGGGGUCCUGAUCCCACCUGGGGGUCCUGACCCCCCCAUUAGAAGCUGAGACCCCCCCCCCCAGGGGGAUUCAGACCCCCCCACCCAUGGGUGCCCCCCACCCACCUUGGGGUGUCACCCCAAACCCGCCUUGGGUCCUCCCUUGACCCUAAAAGUGUUCCCUGACCCCGCUUUGGGGUCCUGCCCCCCAAAGGGGUGAUGACCCCCCCCAGGGAGGGAUUGAGACCCCCCCCACCCAUGGGUGCCCCCAGCCCCCCCCGGUCCUGCUGGGACCCUUCAGUGUCCCCCCCUCCCCCCAGGGGUGCCCCCCACCCUGGGGUGCUGCCCCGACCCCCCAAUAAAGGGGUUUUGUAUGAA
This is a messenger RNA of Vidua macroura (Pin-tailed whydah), 1340 nucleotides long. It is a transcript of the gene S100A10, whose product is annotated as S100 calcium binding protein A10. The record is from RefSeq and is a predicted model, not a curated record. Gene Ontology annotation, cellular component: cytoplasm. Lineage: Eukaryota; Metazoa; Chordata; Aves; Passeriformes; Viduidae. Bases 419 to 712 code for a protein of 97 amino acids. The transcript has 3 exons.